Molecule: messenger RNA, 294 nt
Organism: Ostertagia ostertagi
Lineage: Eukaryota; Metazoa; Nematoda; Chromadorea; Rhabditida; Trichostrongylidae
Source: the annotation of a GenBank genome assembly
GACUGUAGCUUCACAUUCGAUGCACAAUUACGGCAGUUUACCUUCAGUGAUCAACAGUGUGGGCGCGCACUUUCUCUUUAUCAGGAUUUGAUCUACAAUGUUACCUUGGCAGUCGUUAGUACCUUUGCCGACAUUUACUGCUUGCUAAAACUGAACUACUACAGAAAGACCGCAGCAAAUUCGAUUCUCUACGUAUUAAUGUUGGUCUCAUUCCAUAUUGCUGAGUGUUUCGAGGGAGUUACAUUACGCUUCAUUCUCACGGUAAUCGCGUGGCAAAUAUGGCUCGGAUCAACC